Messenger RNA from Bursaphelenchus xylophilus (pine wood nematode), 1447 nucleotides. Lineage: Eukaryota; Metazoa; Nematoda; Chromadorea; Rhabditida; Aphelenchoididae. The record is from the annotation of a GenBank genome assembly.
AUGGAUUCUGAUUCGAAUGGCUCAUCGCUGGGGCAAUCCAGUGAUUCCUCGACCUCCUCCAGCUCCCCUUCCCUCACACCUCUUACAUUUACAAAUAUUAUGGGGCAGGUAAUCGAGUUACAAUCAACGGAUUUCUGGGAUCUUUGUUUGCCUUUAAUUAGGACGGAUGACCUUUAAUUAGAAUUGGAGGGAAUUACCGUAAUAUCUGAGGGGACAAACUUUAUUCGAGCAUCGUAUUUUUCUUAAUUAUUUCAUUUUUCAGGGCCGUGUCAAUCAAUUGGGCGGUGUUUUCAUAAAUGGUCGCCCCUUACCCCACCAUGUUCGACUUCAGAUUGUUGAAUUAGCAGCCAAAGGCGUGAAGUAAGCUUGGCAAUCCCUCCACUACUAGUCUCUUCGUAAAGUCGUGGAGUGAUUUCCACGACAUGCACUGUGCAAGAACAAAAAUUCACUUUGCACUGUGAAAUUUUGGUUCGCCGUCGCUCGCACCAUGACUUUUUCCGCACAGUGCAAACGUCAAAAAUCACUCUAGCGACUUUACGAGCGGACUAGUACUACGUUUUUUCAGGCCGUGCCACAUCAGUCGACAGCUCCGGGUAUCCCAUGGUUGCGUUUCCAAAAUUUUAUAUCGAUAUGCAGAGACAGGAACAGUAGUCCCAGGCCAAGUAAACUCAGCCAGUGAGGCCAAAAAGAUCUCAGAAAACAUAGAAAAGCAUAUUAUUGGGGUCCACAGGAGUCGCCCGGACCUUUCUGCUUCUAAAAUACGAAGUUCAUUACUCACUCAGGGAAUUUGUAACCGAAAUGACCUGCCCUCGACUCAGAUUGUCGCAAAGAUUAUCAAGGAUGAAGGAAGUCGCAGCUCCUCUCUCAAACACAGUAUCUGUAACAUCCUCUCCGAACAAGGUGAGUGUCAUCGGACAUCUAAUUAAACCCUAACUAGUAUAACAUUGUCCGUCUUUUAAUUGGCAUCCAAGUUUUGUCGCUGAAACGAUUUGCGUUCCUAAAAGCCAUUAAAAGUACAGUAAACACAAUUAGGGGUUGUCGCUAAUCGCGAUUUAACGGUGGGAUCGUCACUUUGAAGACUUAAUUGUCCUUUCCAGAGCACCAGAAAAGUCCACCAACCCAUCGACGAAGCCGGACCUGGUUUGCACCGGAGCAGUUGGAACGCCUGGAACGGGCCUUUCAAAACAAUUCCUAUCCAGAUGCCGGGGAAAGAGAGCGCCUUUCAGCAGAGACAGGCCUCUCCGAAAACAAGAUCCAGGUCUGGUUUUCCAAUCGAAGGGCCAGAUUCAGAAAGUCCUUGGGAACGGGGAAUCUGGAGCAAUGGAGUGCCGUCCUCCGGGACUCCGCAAUGGCUUUAGAGUCCCCGGAGCCUGUGGAUAACGCCAUGAUUGCCUCCCAAUUCCUCCUCCAACUAUGUCAGAAUUCCAUCGGCCAAAAAAUUGCGUAA